AUGACGUCAUCAGCGAUCGGCAAGUGCGCCAGUGACGUCAGCGGCCCUCUGCUGCGCGCGAAGCUGCUCCCCUGGGCUGCCGCCGCCUUGUUUUCCGCCACCUCCCGCGCGUUCUCCGCCGCCAGCAGCAGCGCCGGGCGUUGCGCGCAAGCUGGGGGCGGCGCGGGCGAGGGAGCAGGCGCGAGGGAGGGAUCCGGCGGAGGGGGGAACCUCGCGGCGAUCAAGGAGCUGCGCGCGCGCACGGGCGCGCCUGUGAAGGACGUGAAGGCGGCGCUGGUGGCGGCCGGGUGGGAUCUGGACGCGGCAUUCACAGAGUUGAGGAGGAGGGGCCUGGCAGCGGCGCAGAAGAAGAGGGCGCGGGUGGCAGCGGAGGGGCUGGUGGGCGUGGCGGUGCGGCGGGGCGUGGGAGCGGUGGCGGUGGAGGUGAACAGCGAGACGGACUUCGUUGCACGCAACGACCUUUUCCAGCUUCUGGUUUCCAAGGCAGCAGCCGCAGCAUUGAGCCUUCCCCCCCCCUCCUCCUCUUCCUCCGACCACUCCUCUCUCCCCCUCCCUCUUCCUCUGGCGAACCUCGAGCAAGCCAUGGUGUCAUUCGAUCAUCCGAAGCUGUCGGGAAGCCGCCAGCUGGCAGAGGCGGUGGCUGAGGUGGCAGCGCUCACGGGGGAGAACGUGCGCCUGCGCCGAGCCUUCCUGCUUCCCGAGCCUCGGCGGUCUGGCUCGGUGGCCACGUACCUGCACAGCAGCCCCGGGGCUGGCUUGGGGCGGAUAGCUAGUCUUGUGUCCCUCUCUCUUUCUCAGCCUUCUGGUAGCAGCUGCAGCAGCAGCAGCAGCAGCAGCAGCAGCAGCAGUAGCAGCGGGGGAGGGAGCAGAGAAGACACAGGAUCAGAGGCAGCAGCAGCGGAGGCGGCAGGAGGAGGGGGGGAAGGAGCGGCAGAGGCAGCAGCGGCGGUGGGGGAAGGAGUGGCGAUGCAUGUGGUGGCGAUGAGGCCGCUGUACUUGAGGCGAGAGGACGUGCCAGGGGAGGUGGUGGAGAAGGAGAGUGAUGUGCUACGAGCCCAGGCGGCGGCAGCGGGCAAGCCAGCACGCGUGGUGGAGAAGAUGGUGGCGGGGCGGCUGGGGAAGUUCUACGGCGAGGUGUUGCUCAUGGAGCAGGCGUAUGCCAUGGAUGACAAGACAACGGUGCAGGUGGGUGCCGAGUGGUUGGUGUGUGGUAUGAGCAGGUUGUACAUAUGGAGAGGUGCUGCUGCUGGAACAGGCUUAUGCGCUACGCUGGAUGACAAGAGAACGGUGCAGGUGGGGACAUGCAUGCAGCCCAUGGGGACGUGCAUGCAGCCCAUGGGGACGUGCAUGCAGCCCAUGGGGUCAUGCAUGCAGCCCAUGGGGUCAUGCAUGCAGCCCAUGGGAACAUGCAUGCAGCCCAUGGGAACAUGCAUGCAGCCCAUAAUUGUUGUUGCUACACCGCCUCCCCACGCCCUUCUCCCCACGCCCUUCUCCCCACGCCCUUCUCCCCACGCCCUUCUCCCCACGCCCUUCUCCCCACGCCCUUCUCCCCACGCCCUUCUCCGCGAAAUUCUUCUGUGA
Messenger RNA from Closterium sp. Naga37s-1, 1581 nucleotides. Lineage: Eukaryota; Viridiplantae; Streptophyta; Zygnematophyceae; Desmidiales; Closteriaceae. The record is from the annotation of a GenBank genome assembly.